GUGCAGCGCUCUGGUGGGUCGGUGAAGCCGCUUUUUUUGGCUUCGGAGCUCCGAGCGAGAGAGAGAGAAGCCAGCGCUGAGCAGCUUCCAGACACUGAGGAGAGAGCAUUAAAGACAUAAAGAAGGAGGAAGAGAAAGACUGAGGCAGGUAAAAAAGAAGAGAGGAUAACUCGACCAGGAGAAGAAGACUGAAAGGGUGACUGUAGUGAUGGCUGAGGCACCUCAGCAGCAGCAGCCAGAGGAGGAGGAGGAGGAGCAGCAGAGCACUGUGGAGGCGACCGAGACUGAUGAAGGGUCUGAGGAACAGAAGGAGAGUGUCCAGACGACCCCGACCCGACCUCUGCUGUCCAUGAGGUCCAUGAGCAUUGUGGACCCAGACGACGACUCCCCCAACAUGAUCGCCUACAGAAAGAUUGAAGACAUUAUCACUCUCAUCCAGGAUGAGACGGAGGGUGUGCCCAUCAGAACUGUGAAAAGUUUCAUGACCAAAAUCCCCAGUGUAGUUACAGGUACAGAUAUUGUACAGUGGCUGAUGAAGAACCUGUCAAUGGAGGAUCCAGCUGAGGCCAUGCACAUCGGGAGUCUCAUUGCAGCUCAGGGGUACUUCUUCCCUAUCUCAGACCACGUCCUCUCCCUCAAAGAUGAUGGCACUUUCUACCGCUUUCAGGCACCGUAUUUUUGGCCAUCCAACUGUUGGGAGCCUGAGAACACAGACUAUGCCAUUUACCUGUGCAAGCGGACCAUGCAGAACAAGACCAGGCUGGAGCUGGCAGAUUAUGAAGCGGAGAACCUAGCCAGGCUGCAGAGAGCCUUUGCCAGGAAGUGGGAGUUUAUCUACAUGCAGGCUGAGGCCCAGGUCAAGAUCGACAGGAAAAAGGAUAAAACUGAGAGGAAGAUCCUUGACAGUCAGGAGAGAGCCUUCUGGGACGUCCAUAGACCUGUGCCUGGAUGUGUUAACACGACAGAGAUGGACAUCAGGAAAUGUAGACGCAUGAAGAACCCUCAUAGAGUUAAGAAGUCAGUGUAUGGUUUGGCAGAGGAGGGAUCACAGUCUCAGAGUCCCAUACAUACUCCCUUGCACCACUGCAGGAAAGGCACCAAGGAGGAUGUAGAGAAAGAGAUCGUAUUCCUGAACACCCAGGUAGACCGUCACCGUAUGAAGAUGUCUAAAGUUGCUGAAAGUCUGAUGAGCUACACUGAGCAGUACAUGGACUAUGACCCGUUUGUGAUGGCACCGGAGCCGUCCAACCCCUGGACCAGCGAUGAUCCCUCCCUCUGGGAUCUGGAUGCCAGUAAGGAGCCCAGUCAACAGCGGGUGAAGAAGUGGGGUUUCUCUCUGGAGGAGGCCCUGAAGGACCCGGCAGGACAGGAGCUUUUCCUCAAGUUCCUGGAGUCAGAGUUUAGCUCAGAAAACCUUCGGUUCUGGUUGGCUGUGCAGGCCCUGAAGAGGAUGCCCCAGCAGGAAGUUGCCCAGAGGGCGCAGGACAUUUGGGCAGAGUUUCUGGCGGAGGGAGCACCCAGCUCCAUCAACCUGGACUCUCACAGCUACGAACGCACUAGCCACAACCUGAAAGACCCCGGACGAUACUGCUAUGAGGACGCACAGGACCACAUCUACAAGCUGAUGAAAAGUGACAGCUAUGCACGCUUCUUGCGCUCCAACGUGUACCAGGACCUGCUGUUGGCAAGGAAGAAACCUGAAACCGAGCAGGGGCGACGCACCUCCCUGGAGAAGUUCACUCGCAGUGUGGGCAAGUCACUGACGGGCAAACGACUGACAGGCCUCAUGCAGUCGUCCUGACAAGGCCUGGAAGAAGAGUAGGUGUAACCCUACCCAGAAGAGCUGCUUUCCCAUGGGGAGCAGGUGGAAAAGGACCCUGGGGUGUUUGGGUGUGGGAGGCGGAUGAUGGCUCCCGAUGAGCCUAGACUGCUGUUCCUGGACCACUAUCCACAUCUGAAACUCACCUUGGAUCAGUUCAGGAGGACUGACAGCAUGCAAUAAGUCACCAGACCUGACAACAGGACAGUGCUGUCACAUUGUAGAGGAUAAACAAUGCUGCUCUUCUUAGGAGGUUUCUACUCAAAAGCCUGCACCCAGCAGGCUUUAUUUUUUCUCCCUAGUUAUUUUUGUCCACUACCUACACUCAUGUUAAUAUGGUAGCUUAAGAGGCUAUCACUUUACUUUCAGUAAUAUAAACAUGGAAUGCUUGAAUACAAAUGAGACAUAGAUUAAUGCUGUAGCUAUCUAGGAAUGAAGAGUAAACACCCUCACUCUUGAGCUGAACUUCAGCUCAAUCUUCACAUUAAUGGCAGUCAGACUUUUAGCUUUAAUGGUUGAUCAGGUGGAGUUUAACACCAACUUUUGGUGUGUCCAGUAGUGGUUUAGCUAACUGCAAUGUGUGUUAUUCAAAUUAAUGCCUGUUUUUUAUGGUUAUUACAGACUGAUGAAACACUGAAAUGAAAUGAAUUGGGAGGGGGGAGGGGCAUACCUGUUUUUGGAAUGUCAGAGUACUGGCAAAAAUAAUCUGUUCUAUAUCUGUGUUAUUACAUUAUCUCAUAUGAUCUAAAAAGAAACAAGAAAUCAUGGUUAUCACUGUCUGUUUUUAACAAACAUUUCUCCAAAACCUUGUAACAACCGCACUGAACAGACAGAAAUUGAAUCUUGUUGUCAUAAAAAGUUUGAUCUCCUCGCAAAAAAAGUGCUUUAAAUGGCUUUAUUCAAUCUUCUGAACAUUCCACUUCAGGCGGCCGCAACAAGGUGUCAGUGGGCUCUCAAACCAUUCUUCACCUUAUAUAAAGAGGAUCAUGAUAAUA
This is a messenger RNA of Anoplopoma fimbria (sablefish), 2814 nucleotides long. It is a transcript of the gene rgs6, whose product is annotated as regulator of G protein signaling 6. The coding region runs from base 209 to 1801 and encodes 530 amino acids. The transcript is spliced from 18 exons. NCBI's taxonomy places the organism in Eukaryota, Metazoa, Chordata, Actinopteri, Perciformes, Anoplopomatidae. Gene Ontology annotation, biological process: regulation of G protein-coupled receptor signaling pathway; intracellular signal transduction; G protein-coupled receptor signaling pathway. The record is from RefSeq and is a predicted model, not a curated record.